AUGAUACCAAUGUUGAAGAGGAGAGUAAUAUCACUGUACGGACAAAAAAAACAGCGCUCUAAAUCCGAUAGCAACGAUUCCUACAUUAAAGAAGAUUCGUUACGUUCAAUAAUAAAGCAGGAGAUAACUGACACCAUCAAGCAAUUGGUUUCUGAACACCUGGCAAAUAUCGCGUCUCAGGUGACUGGCUUCCACGAAUCUCUAGCAUUCUUUAGUAAACAAUAUGACGAACUUAUGCAAACUGUGAAGGAAAGAAACGAAGUAAUACAGAGUUUAAUUCAGAGAAAUGACAAUCUAUCGUCGCAGGUAAGGAGUUUGACAGAGAGGAUAGAGCAAUUAGAGCAAAACAUGCGUGCUCCUAACGUCGAAAUCAAUGGGAUCCCAGAGCAUAAAUCGGAAAAUCUUCUAAAAACUAUAGAGCAGCUGGGAUUUGCGAUUGAAAACCCCCCUCGGUGA
Molecule: messenger RNA, 456 nt
Organism: Parnassius apollo (apollo)
Lineage: Eukaryota; Metazoa; Arthropoda; Insecta; Lepidoptera; Papilionidae
Source: the annotation of a GenBank genome assembly